Molecule: messenger RNA, 1653 nt
Organism: Saccharomyces kudriavzevii IFO 1802
Lineage: Eukaryota; Fungi; Ascomycota; Saccharomycetes; Saccharomycetales; Saccharomycetaceae
Gene: NOC4
Product: ribosome biosynthesis protein NOC4
Exons: 1
Coding region: 1-1653 (550 amino acids)
Biological process (GO): ribosome biogenesis
Cellular component (GO): nucleolus; small-subunit processome; Noc4p-Nop14p complex
Source: RefSeq, a predicted model, not a curated record
AUGCUUAUAUUAGAAAUCAAAGAGAUUGCCAAGAAGCUGACCGCUACUUGCGACAGAAAGCAGUAUAACUCGAUUAUUAAAUUGGUCAAUGAACUAGUGAUUCCCGAGGAUGUCACUCAGUUGAAAGAGGAGGAGACCGAAAGGAGCUUGAGGUUUUUGGUCAUGUCGUUAUUCCAAAUAUUCAAGAAGAUGUUUUCUCGUGAAGAUUUGACGCUUCCUUCAUCCAAAAAGGCUACUUUAGAGAAAGAACAAUUUGUUAAGUGGUGUAGAAAAGUUUAUGAAGCUUUCAAGACAAAACUGCUGAGCGUCAUUUCGGACAUACCAUUUGAAACUUCUCUUGGUUUAGAUUCUCUUGACGUCUACUUGCAACUGAUGGAUCUGGAAUCUACACAUCUUGCAUCUAAAAAGGACGCCCCAUUUUUCCCGAAUAAAACAUUGAGACAAUUAAUCAUUGCCCUAUGGUCCUCGAAUAUGAGUGAGGUAGAAGAUGCCAAGAGCUCUGGCGCGUCUGGAAAUGUAAUCCUGAUAGAAUUCACCGAAAAAUACUAUAAGAAAUUCGCAGAUAUCCAAUACUAUUUUCAGUCUGAAUUCAACCAACUUUUGGAAGACCCCACUUACCAGGAGUUGCUUUUAAAAAACGUUGGUAAAUGGUUGACUCUGGCGAACCACGAUGAGCAUUGUUCCAACGCGGAUGCAGAUUUAGAGAUUUUUGUACCAAACCCUCCACAAGCCGUCGAGAACGAGUCCAAAUUUAAGUCAAAUUUUGAGAAGAAUUGGUUAUCUCUAUUAAACAGCCAGUUGUCUCUACAACAGUAUAAAUCUAUCCUGCUAAUUUUGCAUAAGAGAAUAAUACCUCACUUCCACACCCCAACCAAACUGAUGGAUUUUCUGACUGACUCCUACAACUUGCGAAGCUCCAAUAACAACGCUGGUGUUAUCCCCAUCCUAGCUUUGAACGGCCUUUUCGAAUUAAUGAGAAGGUUCAACUUGGAAUACCCAAAUUUUUAUAUGAAGCUCUAUCAAAUUAUCAAUCCAGAUCUAAUGCAUGUUAAAUAUAGAGCAAGAUUCUUCAGACUAAUGGAUAUAUUUUUGUCGUCAACACAUUUAUCAGCCCAUUUAGUGGCCUCUUUCAUAAAGAGACUGGCAAGACUCACGCUUGAAUCGCCUCCUUCGGCUAUCGUUUCAGUGAUUCCUUUUGUUUACAAUUUAAUCAGGAAGCACCCAAACUGCAUGAUUAUGCUACACAAUCCGGCUUUCAUUUCUGACCCGUUCCAGACCCCCGAUCAAGUGGCUCACUUGAAAACCCUGAAAGAAAACUAUGUGGAUCCAUUCAAUGUUAACGAAUCAGACCCUGAAUUAACUCAUGCACUGGAGUCCUCUCUGUGGGAGCUAGCGUCACUAAUGGAACACUAUCAUCCCAACGUAGCCACAUUAGCGAAGGUCUUCGCUCAACCAUUCAAGAAAUUGAGUUAUAACAUGGAAGACUUCUUGGAUUGGAACUAUGACUCCUUACUCAGUGCAGAAUCUUCAAGAAAAUUAAAAACACUUCCCACACUAGAAUUCGAGGCUUUUGCUGGUGUUUUUGAUGACGAAGGGGGUGAUGACACUCAAUCGUCACAAGGUAACAUCUAUUUAGCAGGGGUUGCAUGGUGA